Paramisgurnus dabryanus is the source of this 4386-nucleotide messenger RNA. It is a transcript of the gene slc17a6b, whose product is annotated as solute carrier family 17 member 6b. The record is from RefSeq and is a predicted model, not a curated record. Gene Ontology annotation, cellular component: synaptic vesicle membrane; excitatory synapse. Gene Ontology annotation, biological process: neurotransmitter loading into synaptic vesicle; synaptic transmission, glutamatergic; transmembrane transport. Lineage: Eukaryota; Metazoa; Chordata; Actinopteri; Cypriniformes; Cobitidae. Gene Ontology annotation, molecular function: neurotransmitter transmembrane transporter activity; L-glutamate transmembrane transporter activity.
UGGGGCAAAUAUUUCUGUUUACCUGAGGAUUAUAUCAAAUAAUAUGUGAACGGAAUGUGAACAUUUUCCGUCCUCUCUAACCCCUCCCAAAACAAUGAACGGCUGCUGGUUCUCUGACGGGAGUGAUCCGCCUCCUGCACAGCGCACUCCUCGUUGGAAACGGAGCGGCGGCGGGAAGCUCGCUUCGCUUUUAGGCGAGACUGUCGCUGACCUUGGUGCUGAAAGCCCUUCACUUCCUUCUAAAGCCACUUGACUGUCAGUUCCCACCGACAACGUGACAGUUCGAGACAAGGAUCAGGAAAAAAACAUAUUUACUCACUUUGAUCAUUUAUCGGAAUCGUCGUUAUGAAGUUGGCGUUAUUUCGUUGAUUCUUAUCUGAGAUGGCAGCGCGUUCCCUUAUCGCACGCGGGUCGGUUCUUGAGUUUAUAAUGAUAAGUAGACAGGGCCAGAGUACUUUUCAUAUCACUCUUGUGUAGGCGUUUUUUUCUUCGCUCUCAACACCGUCGUGAAUUUUCCUGAUUUACAUCUUACUGAAUCAUUGAUCCGUUGGGUAUCGGUCCAGUAUGCUCUGUCAUCUCACACUGUGACAUGCUACUUUAACGUUAACGGAAAAAAGCGAGGGAAUUUUACAUUUGGACAUGGAUCCUCCGAAGGAGCCUGGUUUUGUUCCCAGUAAAGAGGGGCUGAAACAACUGGCAGGGAAGACACUGGGGAACGUGUACAAGGUGCUAGAAAGGCGACAAAAAACUGGCGAGAACAUUGAACUAACCGAAGAUGGAAGGCCUGCUCAGAUCAAAGAGAAAAAGCCUCCUCUGUGCGACUGCACGUGCUUUGGACUUCCACGCCGCUACAUCAUCGCCAUAAUGAGCGGCCUCGGGUUCUGCAUCUCUUUCGGUAUCCGGUGCAACUUAGGCGUGGCCAUAGUGAGCAUGGUUAACAACAGCACCAUUCACUUAAACGGAAAGAUCGUCAUCAAAGAGAAAGCAAAGUUUAAUUGGGACCCUGAAACAGUGGGAAUGAUUCAUGGCUCGUUUUUCUGGGGUUAUAUUGUGACGCAAAUUCCUGGGGGAUACAUUUCCUCUAGACUGGCAGCGAACAGGGUGUUUGGUGCUGCCAUUCUCCUCACGGCCACACUGAAUAUGUUCAUCCCCUCAGCUGCACGUGUACACUAUGGGUGCGUCAUAUUCGUCAGGAUAUUACAAGGGCUUGUAGAGGGUGUGACCUACCCAGCAUGCCAUGGUAUCUGGAGUAAGUGGGCCCCUCCAAUGGAACGAAGUCGUCUGGCCACAACCUCCUUCUGUGGGUCAUAUGCUGGAGCUGUCAUUGCCAUGCCCCUCGCUGGGAUCCUUGUGCAGUAUACUGGCUGGUCCUCUGUUUUCUAUGUAUAUGGCUGCUUUGGAAUUCUUUGGUAUAUGUUUUGGAUACUUGUGUCAUAUGAGAGUCCAGCUGAACACCCCACCAUCUCAGAUGAAGAACGCUGCUACAUUGAGGAGAGUAUUGGAGAGAGCGCUAAGCUGCUGGGUCCUGCAGAAAAAUACAAGACACCUUGGAAGAAAUUUUUCACAUCCAUGCCCGUCUAUGCAAUCAUCGUGGCCAACUUUUGUAGGAGUUGGACCUUCUAUUUGCUGCUCAUCAGCCAGCCUGCAUACUUUGAGGAAGUGUUUGGCUUUGAGAUUAGCAAGGUUGGCAUGCUAUCAGCACUGCCCCAUCUGGUAAUGACCAUUAUUGUGCCCAUUGGGGGACAGAUAGCUGAUCACCUUCGCAGUAAAAACAUCCUGUCUACUACCACAGUUCGAAAGAUCAUGAACUGUGGAGGCUUUGGAAUGGAGGCCACUUUAUUGCUGGUUGUGGGUUACUCCCACAGUAAAGGGGUCGCCAUUUCAUUUCUUGUGUUGGCUGUCGGGUUCAGUGGGUUCGCAAUAUCAGGUUUUAAUGUCAAUCACUUGGACAUUGCUCCUCGCUAUGCCAGUAUCCUGAUGGGAAUCUCUAACGGAGUUGGAACUCUAUCAGGAAUGGUGUGCCCUCUUAUUGUGGGAGCUAUGACUAAACAUAAGACCCGAGAAGAAUGGCAGUAUGUGUUUCUUAUCGCUUCCCUUGUCCAUUAUGGUGGUGUAAUCUUCUAUGGCAUCUUUGCCUCGGGGGAGAAACAGCCAUGGGCGGAUCCAGAGCUGACCAGCGAGGAGAAGUGUGGUUUCAUUGAUGAAGAUGAGCUGGCUGAGGAAACAGGGGACAUCACCCAGAGCUACGGUGCUUUGGGGGGUCCGGCCAAAACCUAUGGUGCCACCACACAGUUGAAUGGAGGAUGGGCAGAAGGAUGGGAUAAACGAGAGGAGUAUGUACAGGAGGGUGUGGAAGAAGGAGGUUAUGGAUACAGGCAGGGUGGGAAUUACUCUUAGACCUUACAAAACAUGCUAGCACACACAUCCUAAUGCACACAUGUCUAGAAGUACAGUACAUAAACAUACAGCUGCCCCAAAAAGUGUUUGUACACUUAAGUCACAAGAUAACAAACAGUCGAUGAGAGAUUUUCUUGUUUUUGGAAAACAUGAAAAAGUCAAGGUGAUUUUUAGUGCAUUUUUAAGUUUGACUUAAGUGUCCAUGUACUUUUGGGUCAGCUGUACAUACAGCACAGCAACAAAAUGUAUGCCCACACUGUAGAUUUUGUAGUGUUUGUGAGUUCUACAAAAAGAUUACCAUAAAAACUUUAAAAAUUGUUAUAUGGUUGCACAAAUGUAAAUGAUCAAAAUUUAAAUGAGUUAAAAAAUAUACAAAAGAGAUGUAACAUAUCAAAUUGACAGAAUGUAAAUGUUCUGUGUAUUUAAAAAGAGUGACUUUAUUUAAAGUGCAAUCAUGUGUCAAGUUGUGAAACAAAGUUUUUCACCCCAUUUUUCUGAGCCUUUGAACAUAGAAGCCUAUAGUGUUAGCUACUGGCUACUAAAGUCAUUCAUGGAGAAAUACUGCUGUAAAAAAAAAUCACUGUCUUUUUUCUGAUUGCACUGAGAGAGCUGUACUAUGUCAUUCAACACAGUGGGUUUGUUUAUACCUCAUGAUGUGUUACUCGUUCAUCGUACAGCAUAUAUAAUAUUAAUAAGAGAUUAAAGAGAACUUGGUCUUUGACACUGGAGUGUGAAAAAGCACAGUUUUAUAGAUGGUCAUAUAAAAGCAACAAAAGUUUUUCUCAAGCUCAGUUUCAUUAUGAUUGAAAGGUACUGUUCAGUGUGUUGUUUGCUGUAAAAGAUUUGCAAACAAGACUUCGUUGUUGCUUAAGAACGGUAUAAAUUGGAAACAUGUGGGAACAAGAGUUUACAUAAAGCAAAAGCACAGUGUGUCAAGCCUACACGACUCUUUAAUUGAAAUUUUUUACAUGUUCACUCCAUGCUAUUUUGACAUCUGUGAAUGUUGGUUAUGCAUGGGUUAAAAAAAAUGUUGUUUCUACAAAAGUAGUGUUUUUACAUUUUUUUUUUUUUACAUAAUUUUAGUUUCAGCUGUUACUAAUGUGUCAAUUCCUUUGCACAAUUAACCAAAGGUAACCUGCAGUGUGGGUUUUAGCUGGGAUGGGUGACAGUUUCCUUUAAGAAGACAAAAGGAGGACCUGUGAAAGGGGUUGUUUCACUCCAUGCAGCAGGUUGUAACCAUAUUCGAUGUACAAAGCAAUAAAUCCAUGGUAACAGUUACUUAUUAGUCAGUUUGUCCAAAAUAUGUAACACAUUAGCACAUUUACCUGUAAUAAUUUUACGUUUAACUGUUUUUGUGAUGACAAUUAAAAAGAAAAAAGAUUAAACAAAUAUUUACUGUCAAAAAUAUAUAUGAAUUAUAUUUAGAUUUAGCAAGAGUCCAGUGCAACUCUCUUUACUGUAAAGAGUUUUUGUGCUGGACCCACUCACCAGAAGAGAAUGAUUAUUAAGUGUCACCUGCAACUGGUUCCUGUGUUAAACUCUAUGGUUCGCAGUUUCGCAGGUGGCCGCACCUCUGUAGUUGUCCUGUAUGGUUGCCAGUGGUUGCUUUUUGGAAGUAUGUUGUUGUCAGAUAUAUUUUACGUUAAUCCUCUCUUUUGUACUUCCCUUUCGUUUCUGGUCUGUGUUUUGUCUGUGGCUAGAAAAUUGCUGCCUUUCCCUUCUUUUCCCUCUUUUCUCCUUGCCUACUACUGUUGCAAUAUUUGGCAACACAAGGAUUGUGUGUAAAGGUAUUCAAAAAUGUUCAAAAAUGACAGUAAUUGCCUGAUGAUGUUGAGGUACCUUAUUCUUGUUCCCUGCCUAUGAGUGAAGUGUGGUUAUAUGGCUUCUUUUGCUGUGUUACUGUAAAUGGAGAGGUAUGUUAAUGUGAAAUUGAAAUGCUCUAUAUAGCCUUUUUAUAUAUAUAUAAAAAAAACAAUGAACAAAACUAUA